AUGUCUACUUCACUUGAUACUCAAGGUGGCAACGGUUCAUCAAAUAUUAAUGCUAUACAAGACGCUUCAGCUUCCAGUGAGAGUACUCUUGCCUUUAUCUUGUUUAUUGUAAAAAAAGUAACUUUUGAAGAACUAACAAAAGAAUUGUUAAGCAAUCACUUUUACUCGUCUUAUAAUUAUCUUAAUUUGAAUAAUGUUUUCGUAUUUUAUUUUCAAUAUCCUAAUGAUCAAAGAAUCUAUCACAUAGCUUGUGAAAUGGUUCCAUAUUCGGCUAUAGUUCAGCAUUUAAACUUGAAUGUUUUUGGAAUCGAAUUGACAACAACAAACCCGUUGAAAUUUACUUGA
This is a messenger RNA of Funneliformis caledonium, 345 nucleotides long. Lineage: Eukaryota; Fungi; Glomeromycota; Glomeromycetes; Glomerales; Glomeraceae. The record is from the annotation of a GenBank genome assembly.